This is a messenger RNA of Cornus florida, 1314 nucleotides long. RefSeq names its product protein ORANGE-GREEN, chloroplastic-like. The transcript has 8 exons. Bases 187 to 1125 code for a protein of 312 amino acids. The record is from RefSeq and is a predicted model, not a curated record. Lineage: Eukaryota; Viridiplantae; Streptophyta; Magnoliopsida; Cornales; Cornaceae.
CACGCACAACCACCUUCUUCUCCCAACCCUUUUACAGAAAACAACAAAAGUUCGAACUCUCACUGCACCGAAACACGAUACCAUCUCGUUUUCAUAUCCUGGCGUUUGUAGUGAGAGAAAGAGCACACCUUUGGUGAGAGGGAGAGCUAUGAUCUCAGAUUAAGAGAGAAGAGAGGGAAUUUAGCGAUGCUUUGUUCGGGUCGACUUUUGGCAGGUUCGUACCCCGUAACGCCUUUGUUUCGUCACAAUUACACACCCUCUAACUCUAGAGUUCUUCAAAAAAAGCUCGAAUCGGGCCUGAAAUGGCGACCCAUGGCGUCGGAGCCCGAUGCUUCCUCUUUUGCGUCUUCCAUUGAUUCUGAUUCAACUGAUCAAAGUGCUACUGGAUUCUGUAUCAUUGAAGGACCUGAAACUGUUCAGGAUUUUGCUAAAAUGGAACUGCUAGAAAUUCAAGAUAAUGUUCGAAGUCGCCGAAACAAGAUCUUUUUGCAUAUGGAGGAGGUUCGCAGGCUGAGGAUACAACAAAGAAUCAGAAGUGCUGAACUUGGAAUAUUGACGGAAGAGCAAGAAAAUGAACUUCCUAACUUCCCAUCAUUUAUUCCUUUUUUGCCUCCGCUGUGUUCUGCUAAUCUUAAGCAAUAUUAUGCCACUUGUUUUUCUCUCAUUGCUGGGAUUAUCCUUUUUGGUGGUCUUGUAGCGCCUACUUUAGAGAUUAAGUUGGGACUGGGAGGCACAUCGUAUGAAGACUUUAUCCGUAACAUGCAUCUGCCAUUGCAGUUGAUUGAGGUCGAUCCUAUAGUGGCAUCAUUUUCUGGAGGAGUGGUUGGGGUGAUUUCAGCCUUGAUGGUAGUUGAAAUAAACAAUGUAAAGCUGCAGGAGCAUAAAAGAUGCAAAUAUUGUCUUGGGACUGGAUAUCUUGCUUGUGCUCGCUGUUCAAGCACAGGAGCACUUGUUCUUAUUGAACCAGUAGCAACAGUUAAUGGUGGAGAUCAGCCUCUAUCAUCACCUAAAACAGAGAGGUGUUCAAACUGCUCCGGAUCGGGAAAGGUUAUGUGCCCUACAUGCCUCUGUACAGGGAUGGCAAUGGCAAGCGAGCACGACCCAAGAAUUGACCCCUUCGAUUAGAAAUUUCAUGCUUGUUAUUUCAUAUAUCUUAAUGACAAUAAUCAGCAUUUUCUGUAUACAUAAUUCAAUAAUUUAUAAUUCUGACAUUAUGGUGGGAACAACCUCUCCCCUCCUAAAGCAGAAUGUAGAACGAACUUCCAAUUACAAGAGCCUCGACGUUGGUAUAACUUGAUAUUCCCGUUCCAAAAA